AUGUUCCGCAGAAAGAGGAGCUCCUCGCAACAUCAGCAUUCUCUCUCUGCAUCCUCCUCUCAGUCCGCGCAAUCCGCUGCCAGCCAUGCCUUUCUCAAAUCCCAACCCUCCUCUAGUAGCCUCUCCUCCGCCGCCGCCGCGGCCGCCCUGCGCAGUCUCACGCCCACGCCGACCCCCAUCGAAAAUGUUCAGACUAAGCGAAUGAUGCAACGGAGGACUUCCGUAUCCUCGCAGCGAAGUGGUACGCCUAGUCUGCGACCCAUCAGCGGGAAUGGACUCCGUCGCUCGAGCAGUUCCGCCUCCAUGACGCAUCGCACAUUUCGAGAUCAGUCCCCGCGGCGACCGGCAUCGAGUGCUGGACAUGUCGACCCCGCACCGCCGCUCCCGUCCAUCCCUCGCCAAUACACCGGGCGAAAUGACCAGGCACGUCGAUCUGUGAGCAUGGGCCCAUCGCUGCCACAAAGUCCGCGCGGGAAACCGUUAGCAGAUCGGGGAACGAGCGGGGAUCGCACCGCUGCCACUCAGCCGCCCGCACGAGCGCCCGCACGAGCGCCCGCCUCGACGCCGUCACCCGAAUUGCGACGACCCGCGAGUCGAAAUUCGAUCAAUUUCUCAUACCCCAUGGGCUCCCGCCCGACAUCUCCGACGGGCUCGAUAGGAAAGGAUGCGUCGGCGAGCACUUCUCUGGCUAAUCAGCUUUCUGCCGCGGAGUCGCCCAAGAAUCCAACAAGGAGCCCCCGAGCUACACGGACGGCCAAGACACGCGGGGUCUCCCCCGGCAGCCCCGGUCAACGUCCACCGUCUUCGGGAACUGCGGUGGCUGCCGCACAGGCUGCCAUUGUCCCCCGAAGUCAAGAAGCAAGUCCUGUGGCCGCCUCUCCGCGGAGACCUUCUUCGCAGGAUCGCAGUGUUCCAGACCCAGCGCCGACCCAGCAGCUCUUGGCGCCUGAGAAUCGACAUCUUACUCGUCCUGCCUUGGUGAAGCGUCCAUCAACAGUACCGGAGGAUGCUCAGGGGGAGGAACAGGCAGAAACGACUGCUCCUGUGCAGCGAGCAGAGCCUCCUCGUGGAGGUACUGUGACGCCAGAGAGCCCACAGACCAUCAAACCGCAAUUUACUCCGGAUCAAGUCAAGGACCAGUUGCUAAGUCCACCCGUCAGUCCGCCAAGCUCGCAGCCUUCGGUCGAACCAAGUACCGAGCCGCAACUGUCACACACGCAUCAGUCCAGCAGUCCCGGUCGCUCCGCUCACUUUUCACGACAUCUGUUGGUGGCGAACAUUCCGAGCGAUCAUCUACACCAACCCCCGCCAAGGUCCGUAUCGCCGGCUAAAUCUGCAAUGAAGCACCCGCGGAAAGAUUCGCUCGCUCCUGAUUCUCAUACAGAAUCGGUUCUGAGACUAGGCCCUGCGCUCAGUGAGUUGUCGGAUGGCACCUCCGUAGCCUCUGAUGAUGGGUCCAAGCAAGGGGUAAAGAGGAGGCCUGCCAAAGUCAGCUUCGACGAUGAGGCUGAGAUCGUGGGUACCGCAGCGAGCCCGCCAACAUCCCCUGACGAAGUUCUACCGGAGUCCCCGCAGUCUAAGCCCAAGAGUAAGGGUGGGUGGUUUUCCAAGCGGAGACAUAAUCUACGGAGCGGGACGCCUGACGAUUUCGAGCAUGUUUUGAAACCACGGCUAGCUCUGCCCUCGUUUGGCAGCAUUCGGGGCAACAGGACGGGAGGACAGCCGGAGGUACAACAUCGCGAAAUGAGCGACAACGAAUCCACUACGUCAUCCGACUCUCCGAUAGAUACCUUGAGAUAUUCGUUCUCUAAUGACCAGGCUGUCGGGGGUAUUCUCGCCAAUUCUCGAACUGAGGUGCCGCAGGAGAGCGUCGCUUCUGUACGCCCUACGAGUCCUCCUCACAACAAGUUGGAGGAAACAGGCACGUUGGACGCAACUCAGCCAAAUGAAAUGGUGGACCAGGCAGAUACAACACCCGACCAGCCGGCGGAGGUCAAACCCCCGGCCGUUGCAGCCGAACCGCAAACCCCCAAGCAAACUUUGACAGUUCCUGACAUUACAGUUCAACCAGCGUCACCCGAACUCGACAAAGAGCGCUCGAGUUUGGAAUGGUACGAAGUUCCGGGAGGCUUCCCACGUUCCUCACUGGAAUCGAAUCUUCCGCAGAUGAAGUCGAAGAAGUCAAUCACAUGGGAGGACACUGUAACGGACGUCAUGGUUGAUUCCACGGCAGAGCACGAGACGGACGACGAAUCCGGUGAGAGUGUCUACAGUGAUGCAGAAGAGGGCGUUAAUGGCAAUGGCUUCGGCUCUAUUGAUGCCGUUGUUGAUGAUCGCACGUCGCCCAACUUGUCCAAAGAACCAGCAGCAGAGCUUGAUCGUCCCGAUAAGGACCAGCAUAAUCCGGAUGAGUGGUCGGACUUAGAGUACCCACAGACAUGCCAGAUUGCUCGCGCGGGCUCCCCUGCACAAGCUGCUGCUCUCAGUCCCGUCCCAGAGUCCCCCGGGUCAGUAAAUCAAGCGCUCCCGUUCUCGUCACCUUACCCUCCCUUCACAGCGCAAUCGCAGUCCCAAAGCAAGAAAGACUCCGCUCAGACCGAUCUCACGCGGCCGGCUUCUCUCAAUGUCAAGUCUGCCAGACAUUCCAUCUUAGUCAAUGGAGCAGGUAACACCGCUCCUCGUGCAGCGCCGCUGCGGGAUUCGAUCGCUCCCCAACCGAGUGCAUCGCAGCCGGAGCAGACAGCUACCCAAGGCCGGGCGAGACCUAUGUCAUGGAGUCCCGCUGCCAUGCAGAAUGGAGUCAAUGGCAAGAAUCGUGCGUCGCAAGUCAAUGCCAAAGCACCGACUCCGCGGAGAACACUCUCUAGCGGUAGCGACUCGUCGAGCAGCUUUAAACGAGCCAGCCGUCCAUCUCGGGCAGAUUCGAACCACACCAUGCGACUCACCAUGCGCGGCAGCCCACCCGUCCGACAGGCUCCAGCCAGGACAAUGGCCCCACCCGCUGAGUCGCGCCCCCGUUCACCUCAGUCGGGCGGCAACAUGCGAACUACCCUUCGGAUGAAUGGAAACAGGCGCGAGAAAGGCUCUUUCUUUUCCAAUAAGUCGCCGAAGGGUAAGGUAUCCAAGGUCCCAGGUAGUCGAUUCACCUCACGCUUCCCUGAUUCAGAUGAUGACGAGGGCUUCGACAAUUGGAGAUCGCGGUACCGGUAUGAAGACUCUAGUGAUGAUGAGAGGGGACCAGCUCCGUUACCCCCAGUCCGGGGGAUCCCUCGUCGGCAGGGAGCCCACGACGGGGACUCUACGGAACUAGAAGAUAGCUCCGACGAGGAGCGACAACUGGCCGCUUCUCGACCGCGGCCUGCUGUGUCUUCUCCCCGCCAGACAGGCCCAACGCGAGAUCCGGCCUUGGCGGCAGUGGCUAAAAAUCGUGGUAUGACAGAUGAGGAAAUGGACGAGUUUCUCCAGCCCAAUCGCGGGCGCAAGGCAGGACUAUUGCAGCGCUUCAGCAUCCGCAAGUCCAAGUCGCCGGUCAAUCGCCGGUCAUACACGAACGGCUCUGCUCGUCCGGAGCGCUCGCGAGCCGACGGCGAGCAGGAUCCCCCACUGCCCGGAGCUCAAUCCAACUUCGUCACCACAAUCACGGCGACCAAACCCGCGCCGCCCACCUCCUCCAAGCUCGUGCGGCGCGCAUCACAGCGAUCCUCGCGCAGCGACGGCUGGCCAUUGCGGACCGACCGUAAGGACUCCGGAACCGCACCCGCAGCUACCAGCAACGGCGCCGACGAGCGCCUAGCCAGAGUCGACGAGGAUGCCCACACCAACGACCCGAGCACGACUCCCGCGACGGCACCUAUCUCCCAAGAGAACCAGGACCCCUCGUCCACAGCGUCAGGAGCCAAAAACGAUGGUAGCAAUACCGCCGCAGACGUGAUCAUUGCCCCCUCCGGACGCAAGAAGCGAUUCCCGCGACUACGCAAGGCUUUCGGGCUGCGUGAUUAA
This is a messenger RNA of Aspergillus homomorphus CBS 101889, 3999 nucleotides long. RefSeq lists its product as uncharacterized. The coding region runs from base 1 to 3999 and encodes 1332 amino acids. Lineage: Eukaryota; Fungi; Ascomycota; Eurotiomycetes; Eurotiales; Aspergillaceae. The transcript is spliced from 2 exons. The record is from RefSeq and is a predicted model, not a curated record.